Messenger RNA from Microtus ochrogaster (prairie vole), 837 nucleotides. RefSeq names its product carcinoembryonic antigen-related cell adhesion molecule 2. Gene Ontology annotation, cellular component: cell surface; plasma membrane. The transcript has 5 exons. NCBI's taxonomy places the organism in Eukaryota, Metazoa, Chordata, Mammalia, Rodentia, Cricetidae. Gene Ontology annotation, biological process: signal transduction; regulation of immune system process. The coding region runs from base 1 to 837 and encodes 278 amino acids. Gene Ontology annotation, molecular function: protein tyrosine kinase binding. The record is from RefSeq and is a predicted model, not a curated record.
AUGGAGCUCUCCUCAGCCCCUCUCCACAAAGGGCAGCUACCCUGGUUUUCCUCUUCCCUCUUAGCCUCACUUUUGAUCUACUGGAGCUCUCCCACCACGGCCCAAGUCACUGUGGAGGCAGUUCCGCCCCAUGUUGCUGAAGGGGCGAAUAUUCUUCUACUUGUCCACAAUCUGCCAGAGACACCUCAAGUCUUUUACUGGCACAAGGGAGAAAAUCCGGAUAACAGUAACGAAAUUGCACAUUUUAUAGUGUCAGCUAAUAUAAAUACAUCAGGGCCUGCACACAGUGGCAGAGAGACGAUAUACCCCAAUGGAUCCCUGCUCUUCCAGAACGUCACUCAGAAAGACACCGGAGCCUACACGUUGCAAAUGCUAAUGCAAAGCUAUGAUACUAUGAAAGCAUCCGUGCAGUUCCAUGUCCACCAGCUAGUGACUACACCCUCCAUCCAAGUCAGCAACUCCAUAGUCAAAGAAUUUGACUCUGUGUCCCUGAGCUGCUUCUCAAAUGACACUGGGAUCUCCAUCCAUUGGAUCUUCAAUGGCCAGAAUCUGAGGCUCACACAUAGGAUGAAGCUACACUGGACCAACAAAAUCCUCCGCAUAUUCCCUGUCAAGAGGGAGGAUACUGGAAAGUAUCAGUGUGAGGUCUCCAAUCCAGUCAGUUCCAAGAGGAGUGACCCCAUCCAGCUGGACAUAAUAGAUCUGGGCUCCUCUGACAACUCUCCUAACGAGGUGGAUCACGUGGUAUACACCGUCCUGAACAUCAACAGCCAGACACACAAACUACAAUCUUCAAGAGCCACAGAAACAGUUUAUUCAGAAGUACAAAAGAAGUGA